AUGUCGCCUCUGCCCUCAACAAUGAAAGUGGUCCACCAGCCGGACCCCAAGUCCGUCCACCUGGUCCUCGACGACGGCCCACUGCCCACGCUUUCCCAUCCCGAAGAUUGCCUGAUUCGCAUAUACACCGCCUCACCAUGUCUCGGUGAGCUGCACUGGGAGGAGAACUUCCCGUCCCUCUUCGAGCCCGGCCGCGAGAGGGUCCCGUGUACCGAGGCGGCUGGCGUCAUCGUCCAGGCCCCGCCUCCCUCCUCCUCCUCCGUUGCCACGUGCAACCAGCGUCCCUUCAAGCCAGGCGACCACGUCUUCUUCCGCGUCGAGCCGUCCAUGACGGGUAACUUGCGACAGUACUCCGUGGCCCGCACCUCGCAACUGGCGCACAAGCCUAGCAACCUAGGCUGGGUGGAGGCCGGCGCCACGCCUCUGAGCGCGCUGACGGCCUGGCAGGGCAUCUUUGACCAGAGCGCUCUGGACCCCCGCGGCUUGUUUGGCGAUGUGGGCGCUCGCCGGGCCAACGCGAGCCUCCGCGUCCUCGUCACGGGCGCGUCGGGCGUGGUUGGUGGAUGGGCGGUCCAGUUGGCAGCCCUCGCCGGCGCUGGUGCCGUCGUAGCGUACGCGGGGGGCAGGUCGUCGGCCGAGCAUGUCAGGGGGCUUGGCGCCACCGAGGUCAUUGACUAUAAAGAACAAAGCUUAACGGAGUGGGUGGCGCAGGACCCUGAGGGGCGGGCCGUAGACGCGAUUCUGGACUGCGUCGGUGGCGUCACCCUGGGUUCCUGCUGGCACGCGGUCAAGGACGGCGGGUUCUUGCUCAGCGUCGCAAGUGAUCCGGCGCAAGUAAAACCAGAGGACGUGGGAGAAAAAAAAUUGUCCGCUUCAAAAUGGUUCCUCGUGGAACCCAAGGGAAGCCAGCUCGCUCAGAUUGCGACACUAAUGGAACAAGGCAAAUGCGUCACCAAAGUGGACAGCGCGGUGGAUUUCGAAGACUUUCAGACGGCCUUUGAUAAGGUAGAGCAAAAGACGGCCAAGGGAAAAGUUGUCAUCAAGGUUUCGCAGUUGAACGGCAAGUGA
Molecule: messenger RNA, 1068 nt
Organism: Beauveria bassiana ARSEF 2860
Lineage: Eukaryota; Fungi; Ascomycota; Sordariomycetes; Hypocreales; Cordycipitaceae
Product: alcohol dehydrogenase zinc-binding domain-containing protein
Exons: 1
Coding region: 1-1068 (355 amino acids)
Cellular component (GO): mitochondrion
Molecular function (GO): oxidoreductase activity
Source: RefSeq, a predicted model, not a curated record